Messenger RNA from Cornus florida, 3638 nucleotides. Its product is annotated as DExH-box ATP-dependent RNA helicase DExH8. Gene Ontology annotation, biological process: maturation of SSU-rRNA from tricistronic rRNA transcript (SSU-rRNA, 5.8S rRNA, LSU-rRNA). The transcript is spliced from 14 exons. The coding region runs from base 106 to 3177 and encodes 1023 amino acids. Gene Ontology annotation, molecular function: metal ion binding; ATP binding; RNA binding. Gene Ontology annotation, cellular component: intracellular anatomical structure; nucleolus. The record is from RefSeq and is a predicted model, not a curated record. Lineage: Eukaryota; Viridiplantae; Streptophyta; Magnoliopsida; Cornales; Cornaceae.
AAAUAACGUAGUACUAGGCGGGAGAGAGUGGGGACACAGAGAGCGAUUUUUUGUAAUCGUAAUAUAGAGAGAGAAGAGGAAAGGAGUGAGGCGAGGGUUUCGACAAUGGGGUCAUCAUCAUCUCCGACUUCGUCCAGUUACUCUUCGAAUUCGUCACCGUUCGCUUCUUCGUCGAAGUUCUCUGGUCUUCCUGUAAUGUCUCUCAGAGAUAAAAUCGUUGAGAAGAUUCAAGAUAAUCGCGUCACUUUGAUAGUCGGCGAAACUGGCUGUGGGAAGAGCUCUCAAGUUCCACAAUUUCUUCUACAAGAAAACAUGAAACCCAUAUUAUGUACACAGCCAAGGAGAUUCGCUGUUGUAGCGGUUGCUAGAAUGGUAGCAAAAGCUCGUCAUUGUGAAGUUGGGGGCGAGGUUGGAUACCACAUAGGCCACUCAAAGGUCCUAUCAGAAAGAUCAAAGAUUGUCUUCAAAACUGCUGGAGUUUUGUUAGAUGAGAUGCGGGAGAAGGGUUUGAAUGCGCUCAAGUACAAGGUUAUCAUUCUCGAUGAAGUGCACGAAAGAUCUGUAGAGUCUGAUCUUGUUCUUGUUUGUGUGAAGCAGUUUUUGCUUAAGAACAAUGACCUGAGGGUAGUAUUGAUGUCUGCUACCGCUGAUAUUGCAAGAUAUAGAGAUUACUUCAAGGAUCUUGGUCGGGGUGAAAGAGUAGAAGUGCUUGCAAUCCCCAGUGCUGGUCAGCAUACAAUUUAUCAGCGAAGAGUUUCAUAUCUUGAACAGGUAACCGAACUUCUUGGAAUAAAGUCGGAGCUAUUGUCUUUGAAAUAUUGUUCUGGGCCAAGCCCUUCCAUGGCCGGAGCUGAUAUCAAGUCCGAAGUGCACACACUUAUACAUGAUUUGGUGAUGCACAUUCAUAAACAUGAGCCAGAUAUUGAAAAAAGUAUUUUGGUUUUCCUUCCAACAUACCACUCACUGGUGCAGCAGUGGUUCCUUCUGAAGCCUCAUAGUUCUUUUUUCAAAAUUCACAUUUUACAUAGCAGUAUCGACACUGAACAAGCCUUCAUGGCAAUGAAAAUCUGCAAGUCCCAUCGCAAGGUAAUAUUGGCCACGAAUAUUGCAGAAUCUUCAGUGACAAUACCAAAAGUAGCAUUUGUCAUUGAUUCAUGCCGUUCUUUACGAGUUUUUUGGGAUAGUAUUAGGAAGAAUGACUCUGCAGAGCUCACCUGGGUUUCAAAAUCUCAGGCUGAGCAGCGUAGGGGAAGAACUGGUCGGACUUGUGAUGGCCAGAUUUAUCGAUUGGUUACAGGAUCUUUCUUCAAUCAGCUACAGGAGUAUGAGUGCCCAGCGAUACUGAGCUUGUCGUUAAGACAGCAAGUACUUCUGAUUUGUUGCGCUGAAUCAAAAGCCAUUAAUGACCCCAGAGUCUUGUUGCAGAAGGCUCUAGAUCCUCCAGAUCCAGAAGUUGUUGAAGGUGCAUUGAGUUUGCUAUCUCACAUCCAUGCAUUGGAAAAAACAUCUCAUAGGAACCGAUUUGAACCUACAUUCUACGGAAGAUUGCUUGCCAGCUUUUCGUUAUCAUUUGAUGCUUCUGUGCUUAUACUCAAGUUUGGAGACAUGGGAAUGCUACGUGAAGGCAUUUUGAUGGGUAUAUUGAUGGACACACAGCCUCUACCUAUUCUUCGUCCCUUUGGACAGGAAAUUUUGUUUGAGGAGUAUAUCGAGUGCUACUACAGCACAGAUAAUAAUAAGGGUACUGCCCUAACUGGUAGAAAGGAAGUGGUAUAUAUGGCGAAUCUAUGUGCAUUUCAAUUUUGGCAGCGGAUGUUCAAGGAUAAGCACCGUCUUGAACAGUUGAAACACCUUUUGAACAUUAAUGGGAUGGAAGCUGCACAGCUACUGCUCCCCCAGUUAGAAGAAGAAUGGUGCUCUUUUCACAAUCUUGUUCAGUCAUCGCUACGCCAUGUCGCAGAAAUAUAUGAAGAUGUAUUAAAUUCAGUUCAUCGAUUUCGGCCCAAAUUUUUGGCUAAAGCUGAUGGUCUACCAUCUUUCUAUGAUCCUUACGAAUUUCAACAUACAUGCCUUCUCAACUCUCAGCCAAACAGAGAUGCAGAUGAUGAACACCUUGAGCCUGUUACUGAUACUAGGAAAUGUAUUGCUGUACCUUUUGUUGCUUCCAAUCACUUUCAAGCAAGUGAAGUGGCUGAAAAGUUGGCAACUAUAGUCAAAGAGAUAAGACUUCAAUAUAUGGAAGACGAAUCUAGCAAUCAGCACAAAGACGUUAGAGAUGAUGGUCCUCAUGUCACUGGGGAAGCUUCUUUAUGUAGAUAUUUUAUCAGUGGCUUGUGCAACAGGGGCAACCAAUGCUUGUUUUCUCAUUCAAUUCAAGCAAAAAGACCUGCUUGCAAAUUCUUUUUUUCUUUCCAGGGUUGUCGAAAUGGAGAUUCAUGUUUCUUUUCUCAUGAUUCAAGUCUUCCAGCUUCAUCAUGCAGUGGGUCAAGUGUAUGCUUGCCAGAAGACGGAGAAGCUGAUGCUGCAUCACUUCUCCAGUUGUUUCCCAAGUCUUCGGAUGGACGCAUACUUUUAUUAGACGACACAGAUUUACAUUUCUCUGCACAUCUCGCUCGCCACUGCGAUCCAUCAGUCAUGAUUUCCACAACAUGUCUGCGAGAUAGCUCCACAUUUGACCCAUCACUGACAGGUGUCAGAAUUCUUUGGGGUCUUUCUCAUCCUUACCAGACAAUCAUCUCCAAAACAGGGAUCCCUUGGAAUGAAGUUAAGUGUGUUUUAUGGUUUCCCAAGUUUGAUAGCUACAGUGAAAAUUGGGAAGAACACAGAACUGUCGUGCAAACUUUCUUCAAGUAUCUAGCUGUCCGGAUAUUAGCAGAUGCCUUGAAUGAAGUGCAAGUUAUACUUACUACAAAUAAUAUCCGAUUUUCUCAAUUACAGGUGGAAAAGUUGGGCAGGGAUAGCUUCUUUUUUCUUAAAGAGUCAUUUCCAUUUGAUGAAUCAAGCUUCGGAAAGUUGUUUGAUGAAGUCACCACCAAAAAACCGAUGUUGGUAUCAAAGCCUAUCUCUUACGUUUUUUAUCUGCACCCUCCUACUGACAUUCAGUUUGGUGAUUAUUCGGCUGUACUUCGCCAUUGUGUACACAAACCAAACCAGUUAGAAUGUGAAGAUGGUUUUUAGUGGUGGAAUGUGCAUGGGUUAGAGAUCACAAGUCAUGAUAAGAUUGCAUUCUGUAAAUUGAACUCUGUAUAGUGACUUUGCUUUUGGUUUACAAGCAUGAUCCCAUGUAUUUGUUAUUUUAGAAGUCUGGUGUUAUAACGUCAUCGUGAUAUUUUGAUAUUUUGUUUUGUAUACAUAGGCUCUUAGAUUAGCAGAAGCUUUUAAAGCCACCAUUUGCUCUGUGUUUGUGGUGUUGCUCUAAAGGCCUUUUAAAGUUCAGGCCAACGCAAUCUCAAAGGCACAUAUGAAACAUGUACUUACUCCACGAGUACUAAUUAGGCUAGUUUUGCGGGAUGGAGAUGCGCUAAAAAAGAAAGAUGGUGCUGUCUUUUUAUAUUUUUAUUUUAUACGUGAACCAUGGAUAUUUACCGAGCUGCUGAUGAAUUGCAUUUGAAAUAAACCAUUUUCAGCUUUGCAAUGCU